This is a messenger RNA of Dicrocoelium dendriticum, 3075 nucleotides long. Lineage: Eukaryota; Metazoa; Platyhelminthes; Trematoda; Plagiorchiida; Dicrocoeliidae. The record is from the annotation of a GenBank genome assembly.
AUGUCUAUCGCGGCACUGGUUUUCUAUUUGGUCCUGGAUCUUUAUGGUGGUAUUCACGCUAUCCGUUGCGCAUCCUCGUUCACUGCAGUAGUUGGCGCUGGACUAAUGCCCAAAUUGUGCGACAACGAGGUGGACCAUUGCCUUAUUACACUCAUCCGUGACUCCGGAAUCGGUAACUUAGAGCGGCGCACUUAUGAUUGUUGGCCAUGGCAAGAACUGAAAAUGUACUGCCCGUCUUCAUUUGGGGUCUGCCAAAUGCUACAUUCUACUGGAGAUGGUUUAUACUCAUGUUGCUGCUACGGCGAUCUUUGCAACAACCGGACUUUACAAUACCUGCCCAUUACGAAUGUCAAGAAGUCAAGGAUGACAAACGGUGCUUGGCUUGGGCAAUUCGGGAUUCGGGACGUGAGCGAUGCAGUCUUAAACGGAACAGCAGUUGAUGAAUUCAUUGCCUCCAGCAUGGUAUUGUCUUAUCUAGCACACAUCGUUCUUCCCUGCCUCGCUGCUUUGUUGAGUGUUUUCACCGUCGGAUUGAGCAUUUGUUACUGCACCUCGACUGGAGUUUUCCGACGCAAAUUUAUUCCAGCAGCUUUCAUGAUCAAGCCCAGCUCACGUGAUAGAUCUUCCAAAUGUAAUUGGCUAUGCUCAAAUCACGUCUUCAAAUUACCAAGCCCCCCUGCCAAGAAACACAUGAAAAUCCCGCCAAUUCUCUCGAAUAUUGGUCAUGGCAACCACUCUGAAUCGGUCCGGAAUGAGAUCGUUGAUACACAAAACGAUCAUACAGCGUACUACGACACCGCACAAGAAUCAACGAGGACAAACUCGACUGGCAUUUCAGCAGGAUCAUCAAUAAAAUCGUUCGCUUCUGCUUCCCCCUUUCUCCUUCAUAUGACGUGUCGACUAGAAAGACAGCUGUGUAUUGGCCGACACGCUGAAAUAUGGUUGGCACGUUUAUCUGGCGAAUCGCCCACACAUCCUGUUUUCGAUCUUUCCUUUCAACUGAAUGGUAUCUCCUCAGAUGAUGAUACUGCAUCUGCUUCAACUCAUUCUGCGAAGGCACACUCGUCAACUGAACUAGUUCACAACACAACGCAAACUUUUCGUUUCUCAUCAACAAGAUUUCCACAGCGUCUGCCCUACAAACGCGUUGAGCGCUUUUUCGUUCCCAAACCUAACGAACUUUUGAGCGGCAACUGCGAAACAUUGGCCCAAACGAACGUACAUAUUGUCCACUCCGAUUUCUUCCGUAUGUCUGAUAUGGAUCAUCCAAAACUUGGCCCUUUUCUGUCCGAUCGCUCAACCGCUGUAGCCGUUAAGAUAUUCGAGUCCGACGAAUACCGCGCUUGGUCCACUGAAUUAGACGUGUUUAAGGCUCUACAGAUGUCCUCUUCAACUGAGCUGCCUGAAGGAGACAAAAACCGCGGACACUACAUACAUCCCAAUGUGGUCAAACUGAUAGCUGCAGGAACGGUCUCUUCCUCGCCAUUGCCACAACAUUUGUUACUUUUGGAGUUCGCAGAAGGCGGAUCCCUGCGUAGUCUAUUGUCUGAUGGUCGAUGGAUUUCACCGGCGAGGUGCAUUGGCUUAGUUCAAGACGUUGUCCGCGGAUUGGCAUAUCUUCAUACCGAUUUAACCGGGAGGUGUUCCGGUAACGGAAUGUUUCCGGCUAAACCUUCAGUCGCACAUCGUGAUCUGAAACCAGAGAAUAUUCUACUACGAGCUGACGGCACCGCCUGUCUAUCUGACUUUGGGCAAGCUGUACCUCUCGGUUACCGCGCACUCGAUACCACACCUCGUUCUUGUGACUCCGGGCUUAUCUCCAACUACACGGACAACGUGGCUACCAGGCCUUCUAUAUUGGAAGCUUUGCCAAAGGCUGGUACUCUUCGUUACAUGGCCCCGGAACUACUCGAUGGCGCUAUCAAUUUUACUGACGUAGCGUUGCUUCGUACGGAUAUCUAUUCUCUUGGUCUUAUCCUAUGGGAGUUACUGUGUGCCAUCCACCCGAAUGAUCUGAUCUCGCUUCACUGUUUGGCAGACGGUUCACUUAUCGCUGAGAGUUUGGUCGACCACACUAAUCUUGACAAUUGUUCCUGCACGGCCGAAGCCAUUGAUUCGGAGGCCGCAGGCUCUGGACACCUCAAAUCGACAUCUGUUAAUAAGCCUAGAAAGCACUGGCUACCAUACGAGGAGGAGUUGGGUGAGGACUGCAGCUGCCCUGAGACCCUCCGCCGUUGGGUAUCCGUCGAAAAACGACGUCCGAUGAUACAUCCCACUUGGUGCAUGUUCCAGCCCAUAGUUCAGCUCUGUCGCACUAUCACCGAAUGUUGGGACCCCGAUCCUGAGUGCCGAUUGACUUCGGGCUGCGUCCUGGAACGCCUGAAUACAUUGUGUCCUGAUUUGGGGAAACCACGGAAUCACCGCAACCGUCUGUCCUAGUCGUCCACACGGUGGGCUCCAAUAUCAAUUGUUCAGGAAGUCAUUCCGAAAGCGCCCUUACCACUUUUCUAGUAUAUCCUCUUCUUCCUUCUGUUCAUACAAUCUGGUCUUCUUUUCCAGCCCCUCGGGGUCAAACGGACGAUUUUUGAUUCUUCAGAGAUGUAUACACUCAAAAUAUUCCCCCACAUACAUUCUAUUCUCGAUUAAUAUUCUCCGCUGGUGGUUCGCCUCUCAAAUUCGGGUUGCUUGUUCAUUCUCUUUUCCUACCAGCAUCCACAUAAUUCAUAUCAUAUCCCACCUGUUUGCAAUUACCGGUUGCUACCGUAAUUUUUCUAUUUUCUUGCAUUUCACUCGUAUCAUUUCCGGCCACUUGCGCCCCUCCGGACACUAUAGGCCUUUUUUCUAUUUGUGGACAAGCCUGUGAGUCCCCUCCAAGCGCCAUUUGUCUACUUCUCUUUCUGUUACCUUAUGACCCGUAAUGCAGCCGUUUGUGCACACCAGACAGAAUUUAUCAAGGUUUCUGUCUCAUACUUACCUUGCGGUUGCUCGUUAUUCGCUCUUUACUGACCUACCUGUUUCAAUUGUUCCGUUUUCAUAAACUUUUUAAUUUUACUACAAAUGAAUUUAGUAAUCUUG